GUAAUAGGCUCUUUUUACCAGGGCGUAUCCUGUUUAAGGUAAAAUAGGGAAAGUACCAAGGUUUAAAUGAUUCCUACCAAAUUAAACUCCGGUGUUAUUACUAAUUUUGUGCUGCAAUAAAAUGGAUGAGAGUGCCUCACAGUCGAUGACUGAUGUAGAAGUUGGGUGGGACUGUGGGUCACCAACCCCAACAGCAUGGAAAAGAUAUCAGUUGCCAUGCUCUGGUCCCAAGCAUGGAAGAAAAACAACACCAGAUUAUAAAAGCAAACCAGCACAUAAGAAGCCAAAGGUGUUACAUGAUGAAAAUACGAAGAGUUAUGAAAUUGCAAGGAAAUUAAUCAGUGAAUUAUCCAAGUACAAGAAUAACAAUGUUGAGCCAACCAUCAAUAGUUCUAUGGACCUUGUGUUUGAAAUGUCCGGUCAAGGAGAAGACUUGCCAUCCUCUGUUCCUACUACACAGAAUACAAGCCCUCUACUAAAUAUUCCUCAAAUGGAUGAUGCUGCACUUUCUGAUGAUGAUUUAUUUGAUGAGUCGAUGCUUCGACAUGCUGAUGACAUCAUGGAAGCAUAUAAGAACCCGAACAGCCAAACUAAAAACACAACAAGCACCCCUGUACGAGAUGUACCUGUCAAUCAUGUUGAAAGUUCCAAUCAAUCAAAAAUUGUCAAUUAUAAAGCGGGCAUGUCAGCUGUCAAGCAUUUAAAGCCAAACGCAUUACUUCCCUGCAAAUCCAGCUCAACUACUGUCACAGUAGAAAUAAAACAAACCGAGAAUUUGCAGAAUAGGCAUAUAUCACCUGUGCAAGAUAUUACUAACAGUGCAGCCACUUGCAUGAAUUUAUUUAUGUCCAAUUCAUCACAAAAGACAAAAAAACCACCAUCGAAGUUUAAAAAGAUGUCCCAGAAAAAAACAAAAUUUCAACAAGAUACCAAAGUAGUUUCCGAUGUCAGUAUUCCAGAAGAUGUGUUGGCUUUGCUUGAUAUGGAUGAUAGUUGGGUGGAAGAAACCAAACCUUCUGUUCCCAUGAACAAAGAAGACAGGUUAAAUUCCAACCUAGAAAAACAACCUCAAAGCAAUCAGACCUCUCAGUCAAAAAUCAAUCCAACAGCUUCCAUCUGUAAGAACAAUGGUAACAAUACUAAAGCUCCAUUUAACCCAUUUCAAAACAAAGUGUCUGAAAAGAACAGUGCAGGUACAUUUAAUCCAUUUCAAUGCAAAGAAAACACAAAAAGUAAUGCCACUGUCAACAAAACAGUCAAUUCAUCACAAAAUGAUACCAAAGGUUCUGGGAGGAAAGGUGGUCAAAAAAACGAGACGUUUAACCCUUUUCUAACCAAAGUACCUGCAAAAAUGAGUAGUCCUGCCAACAAUACAUUCAAUCCAUCGCACAAUGGUAACAAAGUUUCCGCAAGUAAAAGUAGACGAGCAGUUAAUACAUUUAACCCUUUUCAAACUAAAGUUCCUUCAAAAUCUAUCAGUCCACUAAAUGGUAACAAAGUAUCUUUAAACAACAAUAGUGCAACCACACCAAUGUUUGUUCCAAAUCUAAAGCCAAAAACUGUUGCUGCCAAAAAGACCACUACAAUAUCGGACCCAAAAACGGAGUGGGUUCAGAAAAUAAAAAACAUUCAUAACAACAUGCGUGAAAAUGAUACAAGAAAACCAGCAAUGAAAGAAAAUAAGAAACAGCAACCUCAAACCUCAAACUUUAAAGCAUGGCAAAGCAUUCAAGAUACUAAAACCAAUGGUAGGGUUGCUCCUCAAAAAACAUCAAUAAUUAGAAGUGAACAGUCAAGUAUGGCUAAAAAGUGGGAUCCAGUUGUAAAAACAAACAACCACGAAACAAACAUGAACUCUGAUGAUGAUGAACUAUUAUUGCAAGCAGUUAUGUUAACUGAGGCAGAAAUGGAGAAGGUCAAGGGUGAAACAAAAAUGGGGCCUAUCAAGCCAAAAAUGGUUCAACCAAUUCUUUCUGGUAAAUUUGUAUCACCACCUAGUGCGAAUUCAUCACAGGGCCGAUGUACAGCGUCUGAAAUCGAACGAAAAAAACGACUUGCAAUGCAACGAAGACUAAUACGGCAGCAGCAACGAAAACGUUGACGUGCUUUUUCUCACGGUGUUUAUAAAUAAUCACAUUUUGUGUCUGAAUUUUUUGUUCACUCUACUUUUAAUAUUUCCUUCAUUAUGAAAUGAGAACACCGAUUUGAUUGUGAUAUCGUGCAGGAUAAAACACGGUACUAGCGUAACCAUUUA
Messenger RNA from Ciona intestinalis (vase tunicate), 2254 nucleotides. RefSeq lists its product as uncharacterized. The record is from RefSeq and is a predicted model, not a curated record. NCBI's taxonomy places the organism in Eukaryota, Metazoa, Chordata, Ascidiacea, Phlebobranchia, Cionidae.